UGCCGCUGCUCUACUCCUUCGCGUCUUUGUGUCUCCCUCUUUCACUAGUCACUAGAAGCCUAUAAGGGCUCAAAGCUUUAUCAUGUUUGCGCCCGCUGCUACUUCCCCCACCACAGCUGCUGCUCGUCUUUUGCGUGCUUCCCUCUUCUCUCCUUCUUCUCAUUCCCAUUUCCUUCCACCUACUUCGGUUCGAUCCUCUUUGUGCUUCAGCUACCUUCCUAUCAAAGCCAUGGCUGACACUACCUCAGUUUCACAUCCAAUAACUGCUUCUGCUUCUUCUUCUGAUUCAGGUAGAAAGCAAGCAUUGAUAUCACUUUCUGACAAGAAGGAUCUUGCUUUUGUUGGGAAUGGACUUCAGGAAUUGGGGUACACUAUUGUGUCGACUGGAGGAACAGCUUCUGCAUUGGAGAGUGCUGGAGUGGCUGUUACUAAAGUCGAACAGCUGACCCAGUUUCCUGAGAUGCUUGAUGGUCGUGUCAAAACUUUGCACCCUAAUAUACAUGGAGGUAUCCUUGCUCGAAGAGAUCAAAAACAUCAUAUUGAAGCUCUCAACACUCAUGGAAUUGGUACUUUUGAUGUGGUUGUGGUGAACUUGUACCCAUUUUAUGAUAAAGUAACAUCAACUGGAGUAGAGUUUGAGGAUGGAAUUGAAAACAUUGACAUUGGUGGUCCAGCAAUGAUAAGGGCUGCUGCAAAGAAUCACAGGGAUGUUUUGGUUGUGGUUGAUUCACAAGACUACCCUGCAUUAUUGGAAUUUUUGAAGGGAAAUCAGGAUGAUCAAAUGUUCAGGUUAAAGCUUGCUUGGAAAGCUUUUGCACAUGUUUCUGCCUAUGACUCUGCAGUUUCUGAGUGGCUGUGGAAGCAGAGUGGGGGAGAUAAAUUUCCUCCUAGCUUGACUGUGCCUUUGUCGCUCAAAAGUUCUCUCCGGUAUGGUGAAAAUCCUCAUCAAAAAGCCGCAUUCUAUGUUGACAAAAGACUUUCUGAGGUUAAUGGUGGUGGAAUUGCUACUGCCAUACAACAUCAUGGAAAGGAGAUGUCAUAUAAUAACUAUUUGGAUGCCGAUGCUGCUUGGAACUGUGUGUGUGAGUUUAGGGAUCCCACAUGUGUAGUAGUGAAGCAUACUAAUCCUUGUGGGGUAGCAUCACGUAAUGAUAUUCUUGAAGCGUACAGACUAGCUGUUAAAGGUGAUCCAGUGAGUGCGUUUGGUGGAAUUGUAGCUUUCAACGUGGAAGUCGAUGAGGUUCUUGCCAAAGAAAUUCGUGAAUUUAGAAGCCCAACUGAUGGAGAGACAAGAAUGUUCUAUGAAAUUGUUGUUGCACCUGGCUACACAGAGGAGGGGCUUGAUGUUCUUCGCGGAAAGUCAAAGACUCUACGGAUUCUUGAAGCGAAAAAGAACGAAGCAGGAAAGCUUUCUCUCAGGCAGGUUGGAGGAGGGUGGUUAGUGCAGGAUUCAGAUGACUUGACCCCACAUGACAUCAAGUUCAGUGUAGUAUCUGAGAGGACUCCAGUGGAUGACGAGCUUCGUGAUGCAGAGUUUGCUUGGUUGUGCGUGAAGCAUGUCAAAAGCAAUGCAAUAGUGAUAGCUAAGAAUAAGUGCAUGUUAGGCAUGGGAAGCGGCCAGCCAAAUCGUUUGGAGAGCUUAAGAAUAGCUAUGAGGAAAGCUGGAGAUGAUGUUAAAGGAGCAGCUUUGGCUAGUGAUGCCUUCUUCCCAUUUGCUUGGAAGGAUGCAGUGGAAGAAGCAUGUGAAAGUGGGGUUGGUGUCAUUGCAGAACCAGGUGGGAGUAUUAGAGACAAGGAUGCUAUAGACUGUUGCAAUAAGUACGGUGUUUCACUAGUUUUCACCCAAGUGAGGCACUUCAGGCAUUAAUAUUUGGUUUUUGUUUUGGGAUAACUCUCUGUUUCUGUUGUUUCAAAAUGGGUUUUGGUGAAAGCAUUUUAACUGAAGCCCGGUUUUUGGCAUCAAAUGGUUGUAUGAGUAGAGUUUGUUGUACUAUCCAAGUUGAUGUAGAAAAGAAACACUUAUUUAGUUAUUUUACAUAAGAUGGAGCCUUCUACAAUGGACCAAGCUGAAUUAUAGACCAUGAUGGUCCAUGUGGCUCUUUACUAUAUAUUAAAUUACUCAUAAAUACAGCCCAGGCUGAAAGCCUUUGAAAUA
This is a messenger RNA of Arachis duranensis, 2155 nucleotides long. RefSeq lists its product as uncharacterized. Lineage: Eukaryota; Viridiplantae; Streptophyta; Magnoliopsida; Fabales; Fabaceae. Gene Ontology annotation, cellular component: cytosol. Gene Ontology annotation, biological process: 'de novo' IMP biosynthetic process. Gene Ontology annotation, molecular function: phosphoribosylaminoimidazolecarboxamide formyltransferase activity; IMP cyclohydrolase activity. The record is from RefSeq and is a predicted model, not a curated record.